This is a messenger RNA of Sporothrix brasiliensis 5110, 1068 nucleotides long. Its product is annotated as extracellular signal-regulated kinase 1/2. Gene Ontology annotation, biological process: intracellular signal transduction; protein phosphorylation. Bases 1 to 1068 code for a protein of 355 amino acids. The transcript is spliced from 4 exons. Gene Ontology annotation, cellular component: nucleus; cytoplasm. NCBI's taxonomy places the organism in Eukaryota, Fungi, Ascomycota, Sordariomycetes, Ophiostomatales, Ophiostomataceae. The record is from RefSeq and is a predicted model, not a curated record. Gene Ontology annotation, molecular function: MAP kinase activity; ATP binding.
AUGUCGCGAGCCAACCCCCCAAACCCGGCGGGUUCGCGCAAAAUUUCCUUUAAUGUCAGCGAGCAGUACGACAUUCAAGAUGUUGUUGGUGAAGGAGCAUAUGGCGUUGUUUGCUCCGCCAUACACAAACCAUCUGGCCAGAAAGUUGCUAUCAAGAAGAUUACACCUUUCGAUCACUCCAUGUUCUGCCUACGGACACUCCGUGAGAUGAAGCUAUUGCGGUACUUCAACCACGAGAACAUUAUUUCCAUCCUCGACAUCCAAAAGCCUCGCAGCUACGAAACGUUUAACGAGGUGUACCUGAUCCAGGAACUCAUGGAGACCGAUAUGCAUCGCGUGAUUCGCACGCAGGACCUGUCGGACGACCAUUGCCAAUACUUCAUCUACCAGACUCUUCGUGCCCUCAAGGCAAUGCACUCCGCAAACGUCCUCCACCGUGAUCUUAAGCCGUCGAACUUACUUUUGAACGCCAACUGCGAUCUGAAGGUCUGCGAUUUCGGCUUGGCACGAUCGGCAGCGUCACAGGAAGACAACUCAGGCUUCAUGACGGAAUACGUUGCCACACGUUGGUACCGUGCACCCGAAAUUAUGUUGACUUUCAAAGAGUAUACUAAGGCCAUCGACGUGUGGUCCGUGGGGUGCAUUUUGGCCGAGAUGCUUAGUGGAAAGCCCCUGUUUCCUGGAAAGGACUAUCACCACCAGUUGACGCUCAUUUUGGACGUUCUUGGCACACCGACGAUGGAGGACUACUACGGCAUCAAGUCACGGCGCGCAAGAGAGUACAUCCGCUCUCUUCCGUUCAAGAAGAAGGUGCAGUUCCGGACACUCUUCCCUAAAACGUCAGACCUCGCUCUGGACCUUCUCGAAAAGCUCCUUGCCUUCAAUCCGGUGAAGCGCAUCACGGUCGAAGAGGCCCUUAAGCACCCAUACCUGGAGCCCUACCACGACCCCGACGAUGAGCCGACGGCACCACCAAUUCCGGAAGAGUUCUUUGACUUUGACAAGCACAAAGACAACCUGAGCAAAGAGCAGCUGAAGCAGCUGAUCUACCAAGAGAUCAUGCGGUGA